Molecule: messenger RNA, 1296 nt
Organism: Mangifera indica (mango)
Lineage: Eukaryota; Viridiplantae; Streptophyta; Magnoliopsida; Sapindales; Anacardiaceae
Product: receptor-like protein 6
Exons: 3
Coding region: 1-1296 (431 amino acids)
Molecular function (GO): protein binding
Source: RefSeq, a predicted model, not a curated record
AUGGGUUGGUUAACAUUGUUUUAUCAAUUAAUUUUCUGCCUUCAGUUGUUGCUUUUGUAUUCUCAGACUUUCGCAAAACUUUGUUCUCAGGAUCAAAGUUCUGCACUACUCCACUUCAAGCAACAUUUUUCCUUCAAUAACAAUCGUUCACCUUCCAUCUGUGAUGAGCACAAGGUACAGUCUUUUCCCAAAAUGAAUUCAUGGAAGGAAGAUGGUGACUGCUGCUCAUGGGACGGGGUUACAUGUGACACAGAGACUGGUCACGUGAUUGGCCUCGACCUUAGCUGCAGCUGGCUUCAUGGCAAAAUUCCCUCCAACAGCACUCUCUUUCUCCUUUCUCACAUGCAAAGCCUAAGCCUUUGUUAUAAUGAUUUCAAUUACUCUGAGAUUUCCCCUGGUUUUGGUCGAUUUCCUGAUUUGAUAGUCCUUAGACUUUCGUCCUCCAAUUUUUCCGGCCAACUUCCAUCAGAUAUCUCCUACUUAUCUAAGUUAGUUGUGCUUGACUUUUCUGGCAAUUCUCAGGUGAUUCUUGAACACCUUGCUUUGGAAGGGAUGGUUCGAAAUCUGUCCAAGUUGGAAGCAGUUUUUCUCGACGACGUAAAUAUGUCUACCACACGACCUGCUUCCUUUACAAAUCUAUCUUCUUCUUUGACAGACCUGAGUCUCAUUGAUUGUAGAUUGGUAGGCCACUUUCCUGAUAGUAUCCUUCGCUUACCGAAUCUACGAACCCUCCGUUUACAGUCGAACCCCAACUUAACAGGCUUCUUUCCGAAGGUUAACUGGAGCAGUCCCAUUGAGAUCUUGAGUGUUCCUUUUACAAAUUUUUCGGGACAACUACCCAAUUCAAUCAGUAAUUUGAUGUCCUUGAGGUUUCAUGGCUCAAUUCCAGUUCUACCACAUCACUUGAGACGAUUUCUGAUCUCCAACAAUAACAUGACAGGAGAGAUUACUCAUUUGAUUUGCAAUAUGAGCUCAAUUGCUAUUCUUGAUCUUUACAAUAACAGCUUGAGUGGCACCAUUCCAGAAUGCUUGGGAAACUUCAACAAUAGUCUUAAAGUGUUAGAUCUGCAAAAGAAUAGAAUUUAUGGAAAUAUUCCCGAUUCAUUUGCAAAAGGCAACCAUUUGAGGGAACUUAGCAUCAACGACAAUUGGUUGGAAGGGGCUGUCCCACCAUCUUUGGAAAAUUGCACCAGGCUUGAAGUUUUAAAUAUUGGAAACAACAUAAAGGAUAUAUUCCCAUAUUGGUUGAGAAGUCUUCCAAAGUUGCAAUGGUCCUUUGCCCACAAAGUAUUUUGA